Molecule: messenger RNA, 1106 nt
Organism: Suillus clintonianus
Lineage: Eukaryota; Fungi; Basidiomycota; Agaricomycetes; Boletales; Suillaceae
Exons: 3
Coding region: 37-756 (239 amino acids)
Source: RefSeq, a predicted model, not a curated record
CGUGCUCGCUCAAACACAUUUCUGGAGCUCGCAACCAUGAUAGGCAAUCCACCAGUACAAGAAGGUAAAGUAGGAGAAGGCAAAGGCGAGCAAGGUGACAAUGAUUGCGGUUCCGCGAAUGAUCCGCCCAGCGCCAGAAAGAAUGAAGGCGAACAGCGAGACGAGACUCCCACGGACGCGCAGAGCACACCAUCUCAUGAUCCCACUUACCUCGACGACCUCGGUAGCAAAGACAAUCGAAGCAUCUGGAAAAGGAUGAUGCGUGGCCGUGGAAAAGACCCCUCCGACACCAACAUCGCUCCGGCAACGAAACAUCCCGAAGUCGUUGAGGUAUAUGCUGUGCGCGGGUUCCAGAGAUAUGUCCCAAUGAAGCGGGUACGCAAGACACAGCCAUCGGCGGUGACGGGUAGUAUUCCUCACUUAGGUGCCAGCUCGUCACAGCCGGGAUCAUCUUCGCAAGUAGUUUCUGUACAGGCAGGGCCAUCAUCGCACGCCGUGGUCGGCAAUGAAGCUCAAUCCUCGCAAGCUACAGGAGGUACAUCAUCACACCCAUCCCCAUCGCACGCCGUAGCCGUCAAUGCAGCUCAAUAUUCACAAGCCAUUGGAGGACCAUCAUCGGACGUGUCCCCAUUGCACUUUGUGACCAACCACCACACCAAUCGCGACUCAGAUUCACACACGACCAUUGAAGGUUCCUUCAACAGGUUUCUGGUACGGGUGUGCUAUCCCUGUGGACGCUACAACAAUGAUUAUUAGUGUUGUGCGGGUUUUCUUGCUGUGCGUAGUACUAAGUUGUAUCCUUCCUUCAUUUUGAAAUUUUGUUUUUCGUGUUGGCUAUCAAACUCACUUUACCGCACCAGUGGUCAUAUUAUUUUCUCUCGCAUGUAGGUGAUUUCGUAACCACAUUCUGUCCCAUGGGUAUCGGUUCAGCUAUCCUCGUCAUUACAUGUACACGCGUUCUACUACGGAAACACUCAACGGGCGGUUUUGCUCAAUACAUCAACUUUCAUAAGCACAAAGCGGUUGUUGUUGGAUCUAAAGGAUUUGCCAAACAAAGCCUUCCAUCACAACCGCAGCUGUUUUCGAUAGCACGAUAUCGAUAGGAC